Durio zibethinus is the source of this 2651-nucleotide messenger RNA. Its product is annotated as polyadenylate-binding protein 8-like. The record is from RefSeq and is a predicted model, not a curated record. Gene Ontology annotation, molecular function: RNA binding. NCBI's taxonomy places the organism in Eukaryota, Viridiplantae, Streptophyta, Magnoliopsida, Malvales, Malvaceae.
UUUCAGAAAAAAACCUCCUCUCUUUGCGGUUGCUGCUACUCCUUCGAAACGUCUCCUUUCUCUCAAUUCUCAACCUCAUCUUCUCACGCGCCGCCUCCUUUUCCUCUUCAGCCAGCGGCAAAUAUCCAUUUACCUUUCUUUCCCUUCCCUCUCCUCCCUUUAAAAAAACCAAAAAAGAAAAAGUACAAAAGAAAAAAAAGUUUGCUUCUUUAGGAAGGUUUAUCAAAGCACUUGGGUUUUAGUUAAUAUCAGUUAUCUCUCUAGGUUUUGUUGAUUAAUAACAAGAGGAGAGGGAAGAAAGAAAAACCCAAAAAAAAAAGAAAAAAGAGAAAACUUAAAAAAAAAAAGGGUUUUUUUGGGUGCGUUUUAGUUGUUGUUUUAGAAAGAUGGCACAGGUUCAAAUUCAGGGGCAAAAUGUGAGUAUCAACAAUGGAGCUGGAGGGGGGAAUAACCAGUUUGUAACGACGUCGCUUUAUGUUGGGGAUUUAGAUUUGAGUGUGACGGAAACACAGCUUUAUGAGUACUUUAACCAGGUGGGUCAAGUGGUUACGGUUCGUGUUUGCAAGGAUUUGUCAACCCGGAGGUCUCUUGGUUAUGGUUAUGUCAACUAUAACAACCCUCAGGAAGGCUUCCUUGUAAAUCAUCAACCAAGUUUGUCUCUAUCAGCAAGGUGGAGUUGGAGACCAACUCAAGCUGUGGCUUUCCAUAUUACUGCAAGGGCAUUGGACAUUCUGAAUUUCACUCUUCUAAAUGGAAAGCCUAUCCGGAUUAUGUACUCCAACCGCGACCCUAGUCUUCGUAAAAGUGGCUCUGGGAAUAUAUUUAUCAAGAAUUUAGAUAAUGGCAUCGACCACAAAGCUUUGCAUGAUACAUUUUCUGCAUUUGGAAACAUUCUCUCUUGCAAGGUAGCCACAGACCCCUCUGGCCAUUCAAAAGGUUAUGGCUUUGUACAAUUUGACAAUGAGGAAGCUGCCCAAAAAGCAAUAGAGAAGUUGAAUGGUAUGCUACUGAAUGAUAAGCAAGUGUAUGUAGGCCCCUUUGUUCGAAAGCAGGAAAGAGACACUUCUAUUAGCAAGGCAAAAUUUAACAAUGUCUAUGUAAAGAAUCUCUCAGAAUCAACAAGUGAAGAAGAUUUGAAGAACAUUUUUGGUGAAUUUGGUCCAAUCACUAGUGCUGUGGUGAUGAGGGAACCAGAUGGGAAAUCCAAGUGCUUUGGGUUUAUAAACUUUGAGAAUGCAGAUGACGCAGCUAUUGCUGUUGAGUCCCUCGAUGGAAAGAAAUUUUAUGAUAAGGAGUGGUAUGUUGGGAAAGCUCAAAAAAAAUCUGAAAGGGAGGUUGAACUGAAACUUCGAUUUGAGCAGACAAUGAAAGAGGCAGCGGAUAAAUUCCAUGGUGCAAAUUUGUAUGUUAAGAAUUUGGACGAUAGCAUAAGCGAUGAAAAACUUAAAGAGUUAUUCUCUCAAUAUGGUACCAUAACAUCAUGCAAGGUUAUGCGAGACCCUAAUGGAAUAAGUAAAGGAUCUGGGUUUGUUGCAUUUUCAACUCCAGAAGAAGCAUCUAGAGCUCUUGUGGAGAUGAAUGGCAAAGUGGUUGUAAGCAAACCUCUCUAUGUGGCACUAGCUCAAAGGAAGGAAGAUAGGAGAGCUAGGUUGCAGGCUCAAUUUUCUCAAAUGCGACCAGUUGCAAUGGCACCUGCACCUCGUAUGCCAAUGUACCCACCUGGUGGUCCAGGUCUUGGGCAGCAAAUAUUCUAUGGUCAAACACCUCCUGCUAUUUUUCCUCCUCAGGCUGGAUUUGGAUAUCAACAGCAGCUUGUCCCUGGUAUGAGGCCUGGUGGGGCUCCCAUGCCAAAUUUCUUUGUACCAAUGGUUCAGCAAGGCCAGCAGGGUCAGCGUCCUGGUGGCAGAAGGGCUGGGGCCAUUCAGCAAAGUCAGCAACCGGUUCCAUUAAUGCAGCAGCAGAUGCUACCACGAGGGCGGGUCUAUCGCUAUCCAUCAGGGCGUGGUCUACCUGAUGUUUCAAUGGCUAAUGUUGCUGGAGGCAUGCUUGCUGUUCCAUAUGAUAUGGGUGGCAUGCCGAUGCGUGAUACUUCACUUUCUCAGCCAAUUCCAAUAGGAGCCUUGGCGUCAGCACUUGCAAAUGCUACUUCAGAUCAGCAGAGAACAAUGCUGGGGGAGAAUCUCUAUCCACUUGUUGAACAGCUGGAGCCUGAUGCAGCAGCUAAAGUGACAGGGAUGCUUCUGGAGAUGGAUCAGACUGAGGUUUUACACUUGCUUGAGUCACCUGAUGCUCUAAAAGCCAAGGUUGCAGAAGCUAUGGAGGUUCUGAGGACUGUCGCUCAGCAGCAGCAGACUGCUGGUGCUGCUGAUCAGCUGGCUUCGUUGUCAUUAAACGACAACCUUGUCUCCUGAGUUUGAAUGCGUGCUAGAGUUGUCUCCUUAAAUGCUAUGGUAGUGUGGCCCUUGUUGAGUUCAAAUGAAUUGCUUCAUUAGGAGGAUAGAGCUGGUUUGAUUCUAUACUUUUCCUAGUUUGUUUCGGAACUUCAAUACCGUCACUUUAAUGCUUUAUAAUUUAUUGCUGUGACUGAAUAUGCACUUUCACUGCCUUCUAUCUUUUGGAUUGAAUUGAUUGUGUGGUUUUUGGGUGAAAAA